Molecule: messenger RNA, 1179 nt
Organism: Effrenium voratum
Lineage: Eukaryota; Dinophyceae; Suessiales; Symbiodiniaceae
Source: the annotation of a GenBank genome assembly
AUGUCUCUUCGCCAUGGCAAAGAAUUCCUGAUGAUUCCAGGACCGACCAACGUCCCGGAGGAGGUUCUGAGGGCCAUGCACCGCCCUGCGGUCGACAUCUACGAGGGCCCGCUGCUGGAAACGACAGACUAUUGCCUCACGAGCCUCAAGCAGCUUUUCCGCACGCAAGGCCGAACCUACAUCUACGCCGCAAACGGGCACGGUGCGUGGGAUGCCGCUUUGUGCAACACGUUGAACCGGGGCGACAAAAUACUCGUUCUGGAAUCCGGCCGCGUUGCACUCGGCUGGGGCGAAGCGGCGGAAAUUACGGGCCUGACGGUCGAGAUUCUGCCAGGCUCAUGGAAAGCAGGCGUCGACCCCGCCCGGCUGGAAGAUCGACUGAAACAGGACACCGCACACGAGAUUGCCGCUAUCCUGGUUGUUCAGGUUGAUACCGCGUCCGGUGUCUGGAACGACAUCGAGGCGUUGCGGAAAGCAAUCGACGCUGCCGGACAUCCGGCACUCUUCAUGGUCGACACCAUCGCCUCGCUCGGAUGCAUGCCCUUUGAAAUGGACGCCUGGGGAGUAGAUGUUGCGCUGACCGGAUCACAGAAAGGCCUCAUGUGCCCGCCCGGUCUGUCCUUUGUCGCCGCAAGCCCAAAGGCUGACAAGGCGCACGAAAACGCAAACCUUCGAACCAACUACACGGACUGGACGUUUCGCCAAGGUCCGGAGCACUACCAGAAAUAUUGCGGUACGCCGCCCGAACAUCUCCUUUAUGCAUUUCAAAAGGCACUUGAGCUUCUGUUUGGCGAAGGGGUCGAGAACGCCUGGAACCGUCACGCCCUGUUGGGUGAGGCGACCCGGCGAGCCGUUGCCGAAUGGUCCAGAGAGGGCGCGCUGGACUUCAAUAUCAGUGAACCGCAUGCCCGCUCCAACAGUGUCACGGUGGUUCGUCUCGAUAGCGCCCACGCCACCGCCCUACGCACCUUCACCAAGGAAAUAUGCGGCGUGACAAUUGGCGGAACAAUCGGCGAGAUCUCCGGCGAAGGUAUCCGCAUCGCGCAUAUGGGACAUGUCAACGCGGUCAUGUUGCUCGGAACCCUUUCCACAAUCGAGCUUGGACUUGAAACCCUGAAAAUCCCCUAUGGAAAGGGAGGCGUUCAGGCGGCCAUCAGCUACCUGUCGGAAGCCAUUUAG